GACGUUCAUCACGGCGUCACAAACCCCUGAAAGAGUUGCCGCAUUAGGCCUUGCCAUUGUCCCAAUAAGGUAAUUAUGGACAACACGGACAUAGCCGGUCACGUCACGCCGCCGACCAUGGCCAUGGCCCGUGUGCAUGUCUCAUUUAGACUCCGCUUAUUCCUGUUUGUGAUCCGACGCGCGCGCCGAUAUAAAGUGGCCGCGGAACCUGAGCGCGUUCCUUUGCGACGACCCGCCUUUGCUUUGCCAGGACCUCUUGGCCCUGCCACUCAUCGCGAUCGACUGACCGGCUAACAAACGCGCUAACCUGAUCACUCGGCCUCCCAGCCACUCAACCCUAGACUCAUCUUUUCCUUGCCACUCACCCACUAUGCUCUUCCUGGAGCACCUAUCCGCGCUCGCAGGACGUCUGACGGAGCGCGAGUUCUAUAGACAGGUUUCUGCAUGGAUCAUCGCGCUCGCCCUGCACGCCAGAAAUGGACGUUACCAACCACCGCCUACCCUUUCCUCGGUGCCAGCGCACGAUCGCCCCACUAGGCCAAAUCCACACCACGGUCGGGCCGACGAACCAUACAUCGUGGUCGAAGAUACCUCAUAUACCCCGCCAGACGACGCACAGUACACGUUCGAUCGGCCCGCCAGAUACCACGAAGCAGAGCCCUUUGCCACGAACGCCAACGCGUCGCUUCUCAAUUCGACUUGUACCGACCUCGUCUGGAUAGGCGAUGUUCCGCCACCGUCCCUUCCUCUACCCGAUCUCUUCCCUGUCAUUGCUCUGCUGCUCCUACUCGGUGUUCUUGUGGGUGCCACAAUGGAGGUGGCAUCGGCACUGCACGAAAUGAGAUACAGUCAUCGCUCUCCGCGACCGACAACGCCACCCUCUUUGCGCGAAACCUCGUUCCUUGUCUUCCUGGCGUUCUACGUUCUCUAUCUAUUCACGCAGCCUGUUUAUGAUCUAUAUAUCGAUGGCGCUGUGGUGUCCAUCUACCACCUUCUCUUGGCUAUCGUUCAGGACGAACUCACUGUCCCCUUGCAAACGUUCCCUUUCCUUGCGCGCGAAGCCUACAAGGCCUCGAAGCUCGUUCUUUCAUGCAUUUGGCGUCCCGACUUGAUCACCAUCCGUGUAGCAUGGGGCGACUCGUGCUAUCUGCUGUUUGCUAUCCCCUCUUGUGCCUUCACCUACGUCGAUGAGCAACACCAAGCAUACCUCAACAGGCUCAUGGAUAUCUGCGACUUCUCUCCGAGAACUUGCAGCUUGAACUGCUCGACAUCAUCGACGCGCACCGAGCGUCCGUUCAUUGCCACACCGUCGAAAAUGAAUCAGGUCGUCACUGCUAUGGAGGAUAGUUACUUCUUCGUCGAUGAAGGGGUCUCGACCUUCGAACGGCCUGGAAGCCCGGCGGAGAGUACCCUGGCGGAUAGCGCUGCUCAGACUGACGGCGAAGACAACCUGUGCUCGGCUUGCCAACGUGUGAUGUCGCACGUCAAGCAAUCUGACGAGAGCUCUGUCAGCGACACCAGCAUGGACAUCGUCGCGCAGAACCACGCCUUUCCCCAGUUCCCUCCAGAAAGCACGACGUACGCUUCCCGCCGCGCAGCCAUCCCCGCCAAACAAGGCCUCCCCCGCGACCUCGUCCCCGACUGCGCCGAGGACGAGCUCAUCUUCACCGACGUCUCCGAGCUGCGCAUCUACCGCGCGGGCUUCGCCGCCGCCUCCGACGCCGCCGCGCACAUCCCACCCGCGCACCACAAGAUCCCCGACGUGCCGCGCAAGUACACGUACGCGCAGCGCGACCGGGACGUCUUCUGCUUCGGGUGGUGGGAGUUUCAGUACUUGCGCGAUCUGACGGACCUGGGGAAGCCGCUGAGCUCGGAGUACUACUUGGGGAUGAUGGCGAAAGAGAAGGACCUGGUGAUGAUGCCGGGGACGAGGCCAUAUCAGGAGACGAGGGCGUGGCGGCUGGGGUGGUGCGAUGACUGGUAUCUGACUACCCACCCGAUGCGCAAUGGACAGCGGUCGUGCCGGUCGUGGACUUAAAGGUGUCCGCUUCGAUUUGGCUGUCUUUCCGCUAGAUAUCUAUGUUCUGUAGCCCGCACUCACGAUCAUGUAGCAUAUUAUGACCCGUUUCUGUGCAAUGUUAUGCUUCACCAGUA
Messenger RNA from Schizophyllum commune H4-8, 2154 nucleotides. RefSeq lists its product as uncharacterized. Bases 371 to 2038 code for a protein of 555 amino acids. The record is from RefSeq and is a predicted model, not a curated record. NCBI's taxonomy places the organism in Eukaryota, Fungi, Basidiomycota, Agaricomycetes, Agaricales, Schizophyllaceae. The transcript is spliced from 6 exons.